This is a messenger RNA of Anopheles bellator, 951 nucleotides long. RefSeq lists its product as uncharacterized. Gene Ontology annotation, cellular component: mitochondrial inner membrane; nucleus. Gene Ontology annotation, molecular function: nucleic acid binding; metal ion binding; RNA endonuclease activity. The coding region runs from base 1 to 951 and encodes 316 amino acids. NCBI's taxonomy places the organism in Eukaryota, Metazoa, Arthropoda, Insecta, Diptera, Culicidae. The record is from RefSeq and is a predicted model, not a curated record. The transcript is spliced from 3 exons. Gene Ontology annotation, biological process: apoptotic DNA fragmentation.
AUGAUCCAGUGUGUUUCGGGCACAAAGUUCAAGCUGGGGGGCAAAAUUGUGGACAUUGCCUCCGUAUCCUGUUCAACACGUUCGACGGGACAGGUAGUGAAAACGAGCUUAAGCUGUGCCGGUUCCGGUACUCUGUUCAACAUUGGAUUCAGGAUACCAAGCGUUGGAUUUGUGACGUACAUUCAGUCUUGCUACAACCUGCGGACAGCCUCAGUGAUCUACACACGACACGUGAUCCCUGGUGCCGCCAUUAAUUACGCCAUCCAAGAGUCCUAUCGGCCAUCGUUCAAGUCGACCGGAACCGCUCGGCAGGUCAAACCAGCAUCAUCAUACACCACCGCCCAGCAGGCCAUACGUUUCGCACAACUACUGGGGUCUCAGACACAAGCAAACCGCUACAUCAACAGCAGAUCGUUCUUGUCCCGAGGACACCUGGCUCCGGACGCGGACGGUGUUUUCCGGCAGUGGCAGUGGGCUACCUACUUCUACGUCAAUGUGGCCCCUCAGUGGCAGGCAACGAACGCUGGCAACUGGCUGACGGUGGAGAACGCCGCCCGUACGGUGGCCGCUCGGUUGGCAGAGGAUGUGCUGAUCUUCAGCGGUGUCCACGAUGUUCUGACGCUACCGCACGCCAAGGGGUAUCGGGUACCGAUCACGCUGGAAGCCGGUGGUAUUCAGGUGCCCAAGUGGUACUGGAAGAUUAUCAAAUCACCACGAACAAAUGCAGCCAUCGCUUUGAUCACCAACAACGAUCCAUUCCGAACGAGCAUCUCGACCGCGGAAAUGCUUUGCCAGGAUGUUUGCGCUCAGUAUGGGUGGAACAACGGGAACUAUAGAAACUUUGCCCGAGGAUACACCUAUUGCUGCACGGUGGCGGACCUACGCAAAGCUAUUCCCACUAUUCCGGCGGAAGCUGCUGCUGCCAGUGUUCUACAGUACCACGCGGUUUAA